Molecule: messenger RNA, 270 nt
Organism: Jaminaea rosea
Lineage: Eukaryota; Fungi; Basidiomycota; Exobasidiomycetes; Microstromatales
Product: putative TIM8-translocase of the mitochondrial inner membrane
Exons: 4
Coding region: 1-270 (89 amino acids)
Source: RefSeq, a predicted model, not a curated record
AUGUCAUCAUCAGGACUCAGCGGCGAGGAUCAGAAGGAGCUUCAGUCUUUCCUCGAGGGAGAGCAAGCCAAGGCUAGGGUGCAGAGCAGCAUCCAGAACUUCACCUCGAUGUGCUGGGACAAGUGCAUCACCGGAGGCAUCUCAACGUCCUUCCGUCGCGGCGAAGAGGAGUGCCUCUCCAACUGCGUCGAGCGCUUCCUUGACACGAGCAUCUUCCUGGUGAACAAGCUCGAGCAGCAGAGGACACAAGCUGCACCCCCCGGUCUCUAG